CGACCCGCCGCUCCGCCACCGCUCUGGCGCCGCUCUGCCGCGGGCCACCACCGCGCGAGCACUGCCCGCCACCGGCGCAAGCAGGCUCUGGUGCCUCCUUCAGGCUCACCUGGCGGCGGCACGCCCUGGCCGCCGCGGGCCCACCAGCUGCCGGGAUGGAGUGGCAAGGGGCUGGGGUGGAGCGGCUGACCGUGGUGGCGGAUGAGGAGUUGGAGGAGGAGUGGCGGCGACUCCAGGGGGCGCCGCGGCCCGCCGCCGCCUCCCGGGCCCUUCCGCCGCCGCGGGGCCCGCCGCUCGCCGCCUCUGCCGCGGGCGCCCCGCUGCCGCGGGGCCCGCCGCCGGUGCCACGCCCGCCGACUCGGCCGCGCUGGCCAGCGGCGCAGGCGGCCAGCCUGCUGGCCGGCGGGCGGCUGGUGGGCGUCGUACAGGACUUCAACGCACGGGUGGGGAUGGGCAGGAUCGCGUGCCGGGGCCUGGGCGGGCCAGUCGCGGUGGCCGCAGCGGAGCUGGCGGGCUUUUCGGUGGGCGACGCGGUGUCCUUCUCACUUGGCGCGGACCCCAAGUUCGGCAACCGGGUGGCCGUCACCCUGGAGGCCGAGGACGAUGACUCGCUUUCCCGGGCCAGCGCCUGUGGCUGUGAGGGUGACGCGGGGGUCGGCGGCCAUGGAGUUGGCGCCAGCGCCACCAGUGCUCGGCGCGAGGGGCGCCGCGAGCAGCGCCGCGCAGCAUGUCUGCAGCAGCUGUCGGGGGCGCGCGAACUCCUGGCCGCGCUGGUGCUCGCGGGCGCAGCGACCGCGGACGACGAGGCGGCGCUGCAGGCGGCACUGCAGGAGGCGGCGGCUGUCGGCGUCGACCCAGGACACCUAGCGGCGGCCGAGGUCGGCUCAAUACGCGUAAGAGUGGGCCUUCGCCAGAGUGACCUUUCGGUGCAGGCCCACAUGAGUCACCCAGUUCUGGCUUGCGUGUCGGGAUCAGACCCGCCCUGCGGCCCCAGAGAGCCGCGCAUCAAAGGUCACUGUUGCUGGUAGGGCCGGCCACCCUUGCGUGUAGCUGACGAGGGCACGCUCGCGGACUCGCGCGCGUGCAGGGAAGGACCCGCCGGCCUCUGCGGGCCGGGCGCCGCCAUCCCGGAGGUGGUCCGCCCGGAGCCGCCAUGCGCCGCCCGAGGGGCGCUGGCGGGCGCCCCGCGCGCGCGGGCGCCGCUGCCGGAGCCCGCGCUGGAGGCUGGGGCGGAGUCGCCCCCCGAGGCCUUGCUCGCCGAGCUGGGGCGCGUGAGGGCGGAGAAACGCCAGGCGGCGGGCGCGGAGGACUACGAGCGAGCCGGGCGCUUGAAGCGCCGGGAGCUGCAGCUGGAGAGCGAGCUUUCGGUCUUCC
Prorocentrum cordatum is the source of this 1374-nucleotide messenger RNA. NCBI's taxonomy places the organism in Eukaryota, Dinophyceae, Prorocentrales, Prorocentraceae. The record is from the annotation of a GenBank genome assembly.